Molecule: messenger RNA, 1483 nt
Organism: Oncorhynchus gorbuscha (pink salmon)
Lineage: Eukaryota; Metazoa; Chordata; Actinopteri; Salmoniformes; Salmonidae
Gene: fahd2a
Product: fumarylacetoacetate hydrolase domain containing 2A
Exons: 8
Coding region: 268-1143 (291 amino acids)
Molecular function (GO): hydro-lyase activity
Source: RefSeq, a predicted model, not a curated record
UUGUAAUUUUUACAUACUGAUUACUACGCGGAAAUGUGCAGGUUAUCUACACAUAAAAAAUGAUCCAAAUAUAGUAUCAAUUGGAAGUGUUAUAUAUAUGAUGUACAUACUAGAGAAGUAUCUACACUUCCGAUUAUAUAUAACUGAGAGUAUUGAGUGACAGUAUCCAAUAAACUGAACUACAAAUACCGAACCAGGAAGUCCAAUCCUGUGCAUGUUGUCUAUUCAGUAAACAAACCAGCAAGGCGGGGAGUGUGUGGCGCUGCGAUGCGAUUGGUGCAGUUCUGCCGCCAAGGCGAUGAGGGAGGGGUUAGAGUCGGCGUUGAUCGUGGGGAGGGGCUAGGGGUCGUUGACCUUAAGGCCUUUGACCCUUCGAUGCCCAUGACAAUGAGAGAGCUGCUGGAGAUGGGAGCGAAGGGCAUGCAGUGUGCACAGAGGGCACUGGAGGUUAGUCCUGCUCAGUGUGUGGUUCCCUUUGCGGAGGUGAGGCUGCUGUCCCCAGUCCUAGCCCCAGAGAAGGUGGUGUGUGUGGGGAUGAACUACCGGGACCACUGCCUUGAGCAGAAUGCCCCUAUCCCUAAAGAGCCAAUCAUCUUCAGCAAGUUCCCCAGCGCCAUUACUGGGCCCUUUGAUGACAUCACACUGCCUGACGAGAGCCAGGAGGUGGACUGGGAGGUGGAGCUAGCCUUUGUGAUUGGACGAAAGGGGAAACACAUUAAGGAAGAGGAUGCUAUGUCUUACGUGGCAGGUUUCGCCGUUGCCAACGAUGUCAGCGCACGUGAUUGGCAGAUGAAACGCAACGGGAACCAGUGGCUGCUGGGAAAAACCUUUGACAGCUUUUGUCCUCUCGGCCCCGCCUUAGUGACCACCUCCGCUGUGACGGACCCCCAUAACCUGGGUAUCCGCUGUCUGGUAAAUGGAGUUGCAGUCCAGAACAGCAACACUGACCAGCUGAUCUUUAAGACUGAGCAAGUGGUGGCCUGGGUCUCACAGUUUGUGACGUUAUCUCCAGGUGACGUGUUUCUGACGGGGACUCCUCCAGGUGUGGGUGUGUUCAGGAACCCACCUGUCUUCCUCAAGAAAGGAGAUGUGGUGGAAUGUCAAAUAGACCAGGUCGGGGUCAUACGCAACAAUGUUGUCUGAACUCUGACCUCUGAAGCAGCCAGCCUAUUGGACAGCUCUCUCUUCAAUCUUGAUUCAGUUCUAUUUGGACCCAAAUGUCAUUAAUCUAGUCUACUGUAAAUCAGAUCUAAUCCAUGUUUGAAAGGCUUUGUUUACACAGGAAGCUCAAUUAUGAUAUUUUUCCCAAUUAUUGGCAAAAGCUCUAAUCUGAUAGGUCAAAGGAUCCAAAUUAGACUGCCUGUGUAAACAGCCAAAGAUGGUGAAUUAGGUUUGUAAACUAUCAAUCUAACUAAUGUUGCAAAUUUUUUUGUGGAUUGUCUAUAGAAUUGAAUAGAUUACUUUUAUAAAUGCAAGUUCUUUA